This is a messenger RNA of Zalophus californianus (California sea lion), 399 nucleotides long. Its product is annotated as actin cytoskeleton-regulatory complex protein PAN1-like. NCBI's taxonomy places the organism in Eukaryota, Metazoa, Chordata, Mammalia, Carnivora, Otariidae. The transcript has a single exon. The record is from RefSeq and is a predicted model, not a curated record. The coding region runs from base 21 to 365 and encodes 114 amino acids.
AAUCUAGGAGACAGCGGAUAAUGGAAGGCGCACGCGUUCCAGGGGCGGCGCUGCAAGGCGUCGGGAAUCACGGAGGGGCGGGGCGGAAACGUGCCAGUGAGCUGACGCACGCGCAUUGGGCCGCCAGCGCCCCGCCUCCUUCUUCAGGUUUCCUCUCCUCCUCCGCCACUCUUCCGGAAGUGCAGCCGCCCUCGCGCCCACCAGCGGCCACCCCCUGCGGCAGGCCCCGCCCCUCCCGGCUCCGCCCCCCCAGCUCUCCGCCCCCUCCUCCGGUGGUGGCGCCGGCUUGCAGCCCGGGUCGUGGCGGUUUCGGUGCCCCAAGCCGGGAGCGCGGAGUCGUUCCCGGACCGGCGGCCAGGCUAUGAUCGCGGGUCCCCGGCGUCCCGCUCCGGUCACCCA